GUGGAGAGAGAGAGAGAGAGAGCAGCUAGCUGACGCAGCAGCAGCAGCAUCUAGCAACACUUAGCGGGUCCGUAGAAAACUGGGUGUGAGUCUCCCCCCUUAGCCUUUGGUGAUUAUUAUUGUUUACAAUGAAGAAAUUAAAAGGGCCCACAUCCUGACGUCCGCUCUCUGGCCCCUGACGGUCUUGCGGCGGCGUCGAUGACUGACAUGGACGCUUGUGACAAUAAGGAUGUGAAGCUUUCAGCCGAAGUGGAACCGUUCAUCCCACAGAAGAAAGGUCUCGACGGAGCCCUUGUCAGCAUGAGUCUAUCUGGAGAUGCAGGUGGAGGAGGAGGCGGUGGAGGUAUAGGGGGAGGCGGCGGAGGGGUGGAAACCACUCCCAUACCCAGCUACCUCAUCACCUGUUACCCCUUUGUCCAGGAGAACCAACCCAACAGGCAACAUCCCAUGUAUAAUGGAGGGGAGCUGCGCUGGCAGCAGCCUAACCCCAGCCCUGGUGGUUCAUACCUGGCCUACCCCAUCUUGUCUUCCCCCCAGCCUCCUGUCUCCAAUGACUACGCUUAUUACCAGAUUAUGCCUGCUCCAUGCCCACCUGUGAUGGGCUUCUACCAGCCCUUCCCUGGCACAUAUGCAGGUCCAGUGCAAGCUGGAGUGGUCAACCCUGUCUCAGCAGAUGUUGGAGAAAGACCAUUGUCCCUUGGGCCGGCGUAUGGGAUGGCCAGUCAGAGGGGGAGAGGCAUAGUCCGACCUAAUCUUCUCCCAAAGCAACAGUUGGGUGUGAGCCAGCCUCCAAGAGGUCGCCGGCCUCCAACCAGGAGUGUAGCUGUACAGAAAGAAGUGUGCACCUUUGGGCCAGAUGGAAGGACAAAGACCGUCCUGCUGGUUGAUGCAGCACAGCAGACGGAUUUCCCAGGUGAAGUGUCAGGACGAUGUGCUGCUGAGCGAGGUAGUCCCCUGUUGUGGAAAAACCGAACAAAGAGAAGAAUGGCGUCUCAUCCAGGUGAAAGCUACAACGAGCAGGGCACCAGUGAGGCAGAUAUAGACAGCGACAGCGGCUACUGCAGCCCCAAACACAACCAGGCAACUGGGGUAACACAACGACCAGCAGAAAAUACAGCAGCACCACCAGGAGUAGAAGCUGGUGUAAUGACAGCAGGUACCUGGGUAAAUGUAGCCUCUCAAGCGAACCCAAAGCCAUGGGGGGAAAGAAAUGGCCAGUUUCACAGAGCAGAUCAGAGGAAGAAUCCUGAACAGAGGAACUUCUCACAGGAUUUCCAUAGUGGCUACCCAGCACGGGUGCCUCCCAACCAGUCAGAACAAAGGCUGCAGCCAGCAGUGAGCGCAGGCACUGAGCUCACCCCGGAGCCACUUUACUUUGAGGAUGAAGAGGAGUUCCCAGAUCUUGCCACAGGAGGAGCUGCUCAACGCACCAAACAAGAACCUGCUCCAGGCCAGACACACACACAACCUAAACUACCCAAAAACCUGCUGGAUAACCUACCAGAAAACUCGCCUAUCAACAUUGUGCAGACACCCAUCCCCAUCACUACCUCUGUUCCCAAGAGGGCCAAGAGCCAGAGGAAGAAGGCUCUAGCUGCUGCCUUGGCCACAGCACAGGAGUACUCUGAAAUCAGCAUGGAACAGAAGAAAUUACAGGAGGUGGUCACCAAAGCAGCAGGGAAGAAGAGUAAAGCCUCUGUGGAGCUGGACCUGGGAGACAUGCUGGCAGCUUUGGAGAAACAUCAGCAGGCCAUGAAGGCCAGACAACUCAACAAUACCAAGCCACUGUCCUUCACAGUUGGAACGACGACUCCAUUCCAUGGUUCAGGCUCUUCCAAUGUAUCUUCGAUGUUGAAGGGUCAUCAGCAGCCAUUCUCAGCCCAACACAAUGCCCUGGAUUCCACUGCUCCCCGUAUAAAGAGAGGGAAGGAGAGAGAGAUCCCCAAAGUUAAACGGCCGACAGCCCUUAAGAAGAUAAUCUUGAAGGAGCGUGAAGGAAAGAAAGGAAAAACGAGUGUAGAACAAGAGUCUUCAGGCCAGGAGGAACAGGGGGAUGAGAGUCUUCAUUUUACUGAUGAUCUUCCACGAGAGCCUGCCUCCCAAGAAGAAAAUGGUCUAAGUGUGCCCAGCGAUGCAUCUCUCUCCCCAGCCAGUCAGAACUCUCCAUACAGCAUCACCCCUGUGUCUCAGGGUUCUCCAGCCAGCUCUGGCAUUGGGAGUCCCAUGGCUUCAAAUGCAAUCACUAAGAUCCACAGCAGACGUUUCAGGGAGUACUGUAAUCAGGUUCUGAGUAAGGAGAUAGACGAGAGCGUCACUAUGCUGCUACAGGAACUAGUCCGCUUCCAGGAGCGGGUCUACCAGAAGGAUCCCACCAAGGCCAAAUCCAAACGCCGCCUGGUCAUGGGUCUCAGAGAAGUCACCAAACACAUGAAGUUGCACAAGAUAAAGUGUGUGAUCAUAUCUCCAAACUGUGAGAAGAUCCAGGCCAAAGGUGGUUUGGAUGAAGCUUUAUAUAAUGUGAUUGCCAUGGCAAGGGAGCAGGAGAUCCCUUUUGUUUUUGCCUUGGGCAGAAAAGCUCUUGGACGCUGUGUGAACAAACUAGUGCCCGUUAGUGUGGUUGGCAUUUUCAACUAUUCUGGAGCUGAGGGUCUUUUCAACCGUUUGGUGUCUCUGACAGAAGAGGCUAGAAAGGCCUACAAGGACAUGGUGUCAGCUCUGGAGCAGGAGCAGGCUGAGGAAGCUAUGAAAAACGACAAGAAAGUCCCGCACCACAUGGGACACACCCGCAACCACUCUGCUGCUUCUGCUAUCUCCUUCUGCUCCAUCUUCUCUGAACCUAUCUCAGAGGUCAAUGAAAAAGAGUAUGAGACAAAUUGGAGGAGUAUGGUGGAGUCUUCAGAUGCCCUGGAGCCUGUAGAGGCUGAGCCAAGCCGCCCUGCACCCUCCACAGCUGCCCAGAAAGACACUGAGGCUGUAACAGCCACCACUAACACUGCCCCAACCGGAUCAUCUGUUCCGCAGCCCAGGACGGGGCCUCCUGCACAGGGUCCCGGUGACAGAGAUGAGGUCCGGGUCGAUGACAGGCUGGAGCUGGCCUCUCAGCAAAGCACCGAGACGGGCUCCCUUGACGGGAGCUGCAGGGGCCCGCUGAACUCCUCCAUCACCUCCACCACCUCAACCCUUGUCCCCGGAAUGCUGGAGGAGGCAGAGGAGGAGGACGAGGAAGAGGAGGACUACACUCCCGAACCUAUUUCCGUAGAGGUGCCAACCCUUAGCAGCCGCAUCGAAUCAUGGGUGUCAAAGACCCUGGAGAACCUGCAGCUGGGAAAGAGUCAGGAAAGUACAGAAGAGGAGGAGGAGGAGGAGGAAGAGGAGGAAGACGAUGAGGAGGAGAGAGUGCAGAGUGAGGAUGAGGAGGACAUUGAUUCAGUGGACAUUACAGAGACGAUGGUGGAGGGUAAAGAGCAGGUGGAAGCUAAGAAGAUUGCAGGUUGAUAUCCUCUCUCUUCCUCUGUUCUGACAUGUACUCAUUCCCUGUCGCUCUCACACAUCAAUCCUUAAAGCAGCCAGCAGCUUUUCUCCUUCGUCUCUAACCUGACACCACAUAAUCUCAGGUAUCAAACCAACUGACCAACAAAAACACGCAGACCAUUAAUUCAUUACAGAGAAGUUUACCACCUUACACAGGAUGACACACAACGACAACUAGCACAGUUUUAGAAGAAGAAAUGAACAUCUCUUAUGAAUAACGCUUAUCUUGUCAUUUAAAAGGUUGCCCUCACUCUUCGGCCCAUAACCUGCUACACUUGAAUUCAGAGGAAAGUUUUUGAUUUUCCUCCUCCGAAGCUGAACUCUCUCAGAGUCAGGAACGUUUUUGGAGCAAGUGGGGAGCCCUUGAAAAUGAGGAUGAAGGUUGGAACCUUUCAGCUCCCAUCUUACUUUAUACAGAGCCUUGAAGGUUUACAGCUCUACAAGUAUUUGUGUGCUCAUGUCUGCUUGACAGGCACAUCCUUUGCAUUUGUUUUGCUGUGUUCAUUAGCUUUAUCUGUGUAAAUAAUGUGUGUUCUUAUUUUCCACCUGACUGCUCCAAGAGGAAACGAGAGACAUGCAUUUCUUAAUUAUUGGGUGGUCUAUAUUUAGUUACAGUGUCAGGUGUUCUUCUGUGUUUCUAACAAAACCACUCCCACCUGUCGGUCUUCAGAGUUUGUUUUCAAUGUUCAAAUAAUAAGUGGCCCAUUCUGUAUAUUCAGAUGAUUCAAACGACUUAACUUCUAAGAAGCAAAAACAAGCUGUGUGUAUAUAACCUAGUCUGUGUGUGCUUCUACUACAGUAUAUAAUGGUUUGUCAUAUUGAUCUUGCCCAGUGUGACUAUUUGGGGUUCUUUUCUUCUGACAUCAUUUUGAGUUCGCGGGUAGUGUUUGUGCUUCAUAAAAAAAAGAUCUCCUGCUUUGUUUUCUGGUAUUUGUUCCAUGAUAGUGGACUCUCAAGCUGUCUUGUCUGGUAAUAUCCUAACACCAUUUUUUGUCAAAUUUAUCUUUGAUAAGCUUGUCUGUGUGGCGUACAGAAUUAUGAAAAUCUAAAAAGUGUAACAGGGUUCUUUAGUUGUUUUUACCAGUGUUGACUCUUCUUCCUUCAAAAUAAUAAACCGAAGAUGACAAGCAGGUGUUUACUAGCCAGUUAUCAUGAGGUUUGACGAUACUCAAGUUUACAAAACGUGAAACAUGUUUGUUUAAACUUGAAGUCAGUCCUAGUUGAGCUCCUCUACAUUUUAUAAAUAGGCUUUGUGGGCACUGAGCUACAGCUGCCUGUCUGAACUCCGUUCACCACAGCUGAGAGACUCCGUCAUUGGAGCAGAGUCACCACUGAAGUCAAACGAGUCGUCACAAAGUCAUGCACACAUUAAUGAGAAACCUUUGUAAAUACAAGUGUACAAAGAGAUUUUGAUUUUGCAUUGUAUUUAAAAUAAAAUCCAAUCAUCCUGUUCUUAAAGCCAUUUGAUAGUUUUAACAUUCAAACAGUUGGAAUCCAAUUUUGAUAAUGGUAUUUGAUAGUGAACCCUUGUGAGAUUUCAGCCAGUAGAUGGUGAUGCAGUUAGUAAAUGCAGUAAGUCGGGCUGUAUGCAAUGUGAAGCCCUCAUAUGGGAGACGACGGCGUACUUGAUAUCAUACUUGGGAUUCUGAAUGUGUUUCUAGUUUGAUAAAAGGUACUCUGUGUAGGCUUUUUGUUGCUAUGACUUCCAUCAGUGUUUGAAGUAUGUUAAUUGACAGAGAGUGUGUUUUUUGCACUAUGUAAAUACGUAAUGGUAAAGGUCUUGUAACUAAUGUGAACAAAACAAAAAACAAAAAAACGGUUCAAUGAAGUACUUUUUUCAGCGUGUUCCUCGUCUUUCUAUGGAUAUUUAAGACCGUCUCCUCCAGACUGUACAUCACUAGCAACAUUGUCAGAGGCUGUUUCUCAUAAUCCUGUUGUCACUCUUAACCUAUAUGAACUGAUGAUUAACAUCAUUAAAAUGUUGUUUAUGUAAA
Molecule: messenger RNA, 5525 nt
Organism: Labrus mixtus (cuckoo wrasse)
Lineage: Eukaryota; Metazoa; Chordata; Actinopteri; Labriformes; Labridae
Gene: secisbp2l
Product: SECIS binding protein 2-like
Exons: 18
Coding region: 199-3495 (1098 amino acids)
Biological process (GO): selenocysteine incorporation
Cellular component (GO): ribonucleoprotein complex
Molecular function (GO): selenocysteine insertion sequence binding; mRNA 3'-UTR binding; ribonucleoprotein complex binding
Source: RefSeq, a predicted model, not a curated record